GAGCACAGUUAGUUGUCAAGGUCGAGUUGGCAAUGACGUUUGUUACAAGUUCAGGUAAUAUUGUUGAUAGGCAACCAUGGGGUAUACGUUACUUGAAACAGAUACUUCUCAAUCUUUUCAACAUCAUUUGCCUAUUUAUUCAAACACUCUUACCUUUAGACCUUUUUCGCCAGAAGACAUCUAAUCAAAGAAAUUCUUGGGAUGGAAGACCACCUCGACCACCUGGACGACGUUUUGGUGGAUUUGGAGGCUGUGGAGGUGCUCCAAAUGCUCCACCAAUGGCUGGUGGAGGAUGAGGUUAAACAGUCUUUGGAAUUAAUGGUAGUCAAUUACAAAUUCCAAAGACUAUGGAUCGAAUAAUUUGUUGUAAAACCUUUAGAUCCUAUUUGGGUAUAUGACGGUUGUCUGGAAAAUCUUGUCUGCAGAUCUAGACAACUUGAUGACCAAAUUGGGAUUUAUAUGCUUAAAACAUUAGUUUCUUUGUAAAAAUCAACCUAAUUUUUACUUUUAAAAUAAACAUCGAUUUUUUAUUUUCCAGAAAACUUACGUAUUUCGUGUUUGUUUUUACGAUUGUUGAUUCAUUACUAGUGCAAAAUAAUUUCUGAUAUCAGAGAAACUAUUAAUUUCUCAACUAACGGAUAAAUGGCAGUUUACUAUUCAAAAUGUUUUAUUAUCCUGAAAUAGAGUCUCAUUUUCGAUUCAGUUGAUACACUUUGUUUGACUUAAGCUAGUGAAUAAAUAUACUUGUAUGUACUUCUAGUUUCUAGUUCCAAAUCGAUUUAUUAUCUGUCUCUGACUAGUAUAUUAGAUGUAAUUUUAGUUUAUCGAUUUUGGAGGUCGUUUGGAGGUUGAAGCAAUAGAUUUUGAAUCGGCAGGUCCUAUGUUCAACACACUUCACUUAAUUCCGUUUGGCUAUCUGUGUGGUAUUUCUAAAUCAUAUGAGUAGAUUAUACCUCUGAAGCUGUGCUUGGAUCCAUUCGAAAUAUUGGGGAAGUGUCGUUUCUUAUUUGGAAAUAUGGGGUGGCAUUUCAUAUAUCAAUGGUUAAGAUCAUGAGUCAG
This is a messenger RNA of Schistosoma mattheei, 1059 nucleotides long. NCBI's taxonomy places the organism in Eukaryota, Metazoa, Platyhelminthes, Trematoda, Strigeidida, Schistosomatidae. The record is from the annotation of a GenBank genome assembly.